AUGCAGUGGACUGUGCUGGCCCUGUGCACUGGUUCAGCAACUGGCCUGUACGUCCUGUAUUCCUGGCUACUUCCAGCUUUGCAGAGCAAUGCCUGGUGGGCACUCUUUUGGAAUGACAACAUCGUUGAGCGACUAAGGGACACGCUCACCCAAUCCACGUGACCUCAACGACUGCUGAACACAGUGCAGCAUAAGGCCACUCACGGAGAUCCCGAGAGUGUCAUCUCCGACAUCGACCACUUCUGCAAGCACUCCGAACAGGCCAUGAAUGUGGGAGAUGAGAAAGGCUCCAUUUUGGAUUUGGUGCUAAGCGAGGUGUACCCCAGCACGGCUCUGGAGCUUGGCACGCACUGCGGCUACUCCGGAGUAAGGAUCGUCCACCUGCUGCGCCCUGGCACCAGGCUCAUUACUGUUGAGCUGAACCCAGCUUAUGCCAGCAUCGCCCAGCAGGUCAUAGCCCAUGCUGGGCUGCAAGACAAGAUCACCCUAGAAGUGGGUUCUUCGAGUGACCUGAUCCCCAAAAUGAAAGACCACUUCGGCAUCACAUUAAAUUUAGUCUUUUUGGACCACUGGCAAGACCGUUACCUUCCUGAUAUCAAGUUGCUUGAGAACUGUGGCCUGCUCAGGGAGGGCUCCGUCCUGCUGGCAGACGGCAUCACCUGCCCUGGGACACCGGAUUACCUGGACUGCGUGAGGAACAGCCCUCAUUACGAGAGCCACUACCAUCAGUCCCACCUAGAGUACACCAGAGCGGAGGACGGGCUGGAGAAAUCAGUCUUCCUCAGAUAAAGGCAAGAUGGAGGAGAAAGUGUCCCACACAACAAAGAUAGCUCUACACUGGACAGUCAGAAGACAACCAAAUGUACUGACCAAAGGUCAGUUAUUUAAACCAGCAGGGGCAAAAAAGAAUGUGAGGUGUGGAAAUGUGCAAAAUGACAAGAAUAAGAUUUAGAUUUUUUUGGUAUGUUUAUAUAGGCAUAUAAAUAACUGUCCCAGGACACAGAUGUGGAGGGAACAUGCACAAGCCAUGCUGUGUGGCACUGGGUCCACAUGCUUUGUUGUUUGUUGUUUUUUUUUUUUUUAUUUUGAAAUUUACAGAAUUGAACAACUCC
Messenger RNA from Electrophorus electricus (electric eel), 1112 nucleotides. It is a transcript of the gene comta, whose product is annotated as catechol-O-methyltransferase a. Gene Ontology annotation, biological process: developmental process; catecholamine catabolic process; dopamine metabolic process. The record is from RefSeq and is a predicted model, not a curated record. Gene Ontology annotation, molecular function: catechol O-methyltransferase activity. Lineage: Eukaryota; Metazoa; Chordata; Actinopteri; Gymnotiformes; Gymnotidae.